This is a messenger RNA of Pomacea canaliculata, 9415 nucleotides long. RefSeq names its product brain tumor protein-like. Gene Ontology annotation, cellular component: nucleoplasm; chromatin. Gene Ontology annotation, molecular function: ubiquitin-protein transferase activity; protein binding; zinc ion binding. NCBI's taxonomy places the organism in Eukaryota, Metazoa, Mollusca, Gastropoda, Architaenioglossa, Ampullariidae. The record is from RefSeq and is a predicted model, not a curated record. Gene Ontology annotation, biological process: positive regulation of DNA-templated transcription.
UUCCCGCCGCAACGUCUGGGGCUUCUCGACAGACUGCGCAUGACAGUCCAAAGGCCUCGGUGAUCAAAGAUGGCGGGAAGAUGGCGAUGAGCUUCCUGUAGGAAGUCCUCAUUUUUGUUGUUCAUUUCACGACGAAGGAGAAAAAUAAAAUGGCAUCCGAAGACGAAAAUCAAUCCAUCAAAUCUACCUCAUCAAGUCCAGUAGAGAGUUCCAUGGAAAGUGGUGGUGUAAAUCAGUCCUGUUCAAUUUGUGAAGAAACUCUGAAACAGCCCAAGGUUUUGUCUUGCCUCCAUGUCUUUUGCCAGACUUGUCUUGAAAAGAUAAUUGAGGAGGAGAGUGAACCAGUAGAUGGAGAACCCACAAAGCAAGUAAAUCAGAUCAUCUGUCAGACAUGCAAACAAGAGACAGACUUACCACUUGGUUGGGUAGAAAAUUUGAUGAUGGACUAUGUGACCGUGGAUCUUCUGAACAUGUCCAAUGUAGAUGAUAUGCAGAUCAUCUGCACUAGUUGCAAAGCAAAAGAAAAGGCUGUUGCUCGCUGUGCUGAUUGUGCAAACUUUCUUUGUCCAAACUGUGUUACUGCACACAAGUUCAUGCGUUGUUUUGAAAAUCACAAGGUGUUUACUUUUGAAGAAAUGAAAACAAGAGAGGGAAUUUGUUUUCAUAAACCUGUUUUUUGCCCGAAGCAUCCAGAAGAAAAUCUAAAAUACUUCUGUGAUUCUUGUCAGGUCCCAAUAUGUAGUGAAUGCAUGAUUCGAGAUCAUCAUCAGCCAGAGCAUCAUUAUGAAAAGUUGAGUGAUGUAGAAGCUCGCCAAGAAGAAGAAUUGCAGGCACUGUUGUCAGACUGCCGUGCCAAGCUAGAAAGAUGCCAUGAAAGAUCACAGAUUGUGGAGUCAAGUCUGUCUGAACUUCAGGACAAAACAGACAAUGCCAGGGGACUUAUUGUUGAAACAUUCCAGAGCUACAAGGCCCUCUUAGAAAAAAGAAAGGAUGAACUCUUGAAAGAGUUGGAUGAUAAGCAUUCAUUUUGUGAAUUACAACUGAUGGAAGCAUUUCAUGAGCUGGGCACCAUGGAAACGCGACUUGAAGAUGCUUGUCAGUUUACAGAACGUGUAUUAAAGCAUGGAAGUCCAAAUCAUGUUGCCCUUCUCAAAAAGGGUAUAGUAUCACAGCUGCUUACAUUAAUCCGCAGCAACCCUAAGAUCAGUUUUGACAUAAAUAUCGAGUUUAAGACUGAUCUAGAAACAUACGAAGCUGCUUUAAAGCAGACAUUCGGCUGGUUUACCAAGGAAGCACCAAAGCCACCCACAGACCUGCAGCUGUCAUCUGUCCAUUCCUCAUUUGAGAACGAGGCUGCUUUUAAUUUGGCAGCAGGCAUUUUGGCUCCAGAAGACAUUGUGGGUGGAGUGACAGAUGCAGAAUUUAUGCCAGCACCUUUGCCUAUUGCACCACUUGCUCUAAAUGGCAAUUUGGAAGGGCUGACCAGCCUGGCCUCUGUUGCCUCUACUUUAGCUGGUGCUCCACCAAUCCCUCCCUUGGACUCAAGCCUGUCUCGUGCUUCUUUGUCUCCUGCCAUGUCAGACAGUGGGAUCUCAGUUGAUGCUGGGUCUACCAACAGUAAUAAUAGUGCCACCAUGAUGAACAUUGCAGCUAUGGCUAAAAUAAGCUCUAGCUUUGCAGGGACAGCUAUUCUGGGUGGACUGAAUGGUGUACCCAGUGGUGGCUGUGCAAGCUCUGUUGGUGGUGGUAGCAGCUCUUCAAGUCGCACCCAAACACCAAUGUCGCACCCAGCAGACAGCAGCAUGAGGAGCCUGCUGUCGGUCUCACCAACUCAGCAGGUGCAGUCAAGCAACUUAGAAACCUUGGCUUCCCUUUUCAGUACUCAACCGCCACCUCCAACUCUGUCCAAUCUGGCGUACACUGCUAUGACUUCCAUUGAUUCAAUCAGUCCAGUCUCUGGUGGGAGCAACGAGAUGGGCUCUUCGGAUCUAAACUCUCCUACAGGAAGCACUUUCAGUGCAUCGGGUGCCAGUAUGCCCUAUCCACCAGUGCGUCGUGCUAACAAAAUGAGUGCAAUGCAGAUCAGGUGCAAAUUUGGUCAGUUGGGUCCAGGAAAAUGCCAGUUCAAUUCUCCACAUGGCUUUUGCUUGGGUGUUGAACAGGACAUUAUUGUGGCUGAUACAAAUAACCAUCGUGUCCAAAUCUUUGAGAAGACUGGAGAGUUCAAGUAUCAGUUUGGCAUCCCUGGUCGUGAGGAGGGGCAGCUGUGGUACCCCCGAAAAGUAGCAGUAAUCCGUUCCUCUGGAAAGUUUGUUGUUUGUGAUCGUGGCAAUGAACGUUCCCGAAUGCAGAUCUUCACCAGGAAUGGGCAUUUCGUCAAGAAGAUCGCCAUUCGUUAUAUUGACAUAGUGGCUGGCCUGGCUAUCACUCAGCAAGGGCACAUUGUGGCUGUAGACAGUGUGUCUCCAACUGUGUUUUGCAUCUCAGAAGCUGGAGAUCUAAUCAAGUGGUUUGACUGCAGUGACUACAUGAGAGAACCUUCAGAUAUCGCUAUAAGUGGAAAAGAGUACUUUGUGUGUGAUUUUAAGGGUCACUGUGUUGUCGUGUUUAAUGAAGAUGGUCAGUUUUUGCGACGCAUUGGUUGUGAGAAUGUCACCAACUAUCCCAAUGGUAUCGACAUAAGUGAUGCUGGAGAUGUUCUCAUAGGAGACAGCCAUGGCAACCGCUUUCAUGUUGCAGUAUUUCAGCGAGAUGGGUCGCUCAUUGGGGAAUUUCAGUGCCCUUAUGUCAAGGUCAGUCGCUGCUGUGGCCUGAAGAUCACAUCAGAAGGCUAUAUAGUCACCUUGGCAAAAAACAACCACCAUGUGCUUGUCCUCAACACUCUGUACAUCACAUAAGAGUUGAUGAAACUGUAUGACAAGUCCAUGAAGGUCCGUAAUUGGCCUCGCUGAAUUAUAGGACUUGUUUGCGCAUGUUUACGAACCAAAUAGCCCUACUCUAAUUACCCAGUCUUGUGAUAAGGUAGGGAAAUUUGCUGACUUUUUAAAGAAAAAGAAACACAGAAAGAGGCUGGGAAAUUGGGAGAAGAAAAGGGAACAUAAAUUGUUCCCUCGCUGAAUGCAUCUUCCUAAUUUUUUUUCUUCUUUUUUUCUUUUUUUUUUUUUUUUUAAAUUGUGAUGCUGCUCAUCUUAUGACUUGAGGGUGGUGUUUCAGCAAGGUUCUCAGGUUUCGACCUUGAUCUAUCAUAAGCAUCAGCCUCUUUUCCCUUUUCCCUAACCUCUUUCAACUUGUUUUCAUAUAUAUUGCUAUUUGUGCCAAUACUGAAUACAAUACUUGAUCAUAUAGGACAAAUAAUUCUGCAGUUCCUUUCUUGGGAAGACAGAGACUUGUGUCUAUUACAGUCUCUUGUUCAGCCCAUUAACACAAACUUUAAAGCUUCAUUAUUAAUACAUCUUGAUGACAAAUCUAGAUUUAUUUUAGAAUGUGUACAUCUACAAACUUUAUUGAAACAGGUUGUUUACUUUUAUCAAUUUUUUCUUAGUCUUUGUCCAAGUCUCGUUUUAUUUUAUAUCUGUGUUAACAUUUGAUUUGACACUACUGCACAUUUAUUGCAUAUCCAGAGGAGUCUAAUUCCUAUACAUUUACUUAGCCACGGUACAGAAAAAGGGUAGAUAAGAUUAUUGGAAGGUGUCAUUUUGCCAAUUUACAUAUUAUGCAAAUGCUUAUCUCUAGUCAUAUACUCAGUCUAAACAUGACCAUUAAUUUUUUUUGCUGUGCCUUAUGGGAUUGUACUUUUUUUGUGUUCAUAGUGUAAAGCUUUACAUAAGAUAAUGUAUUUUCACUGGUGAUGUUGACCAAUAUUUUUUUUUUUGGUUGUAUGAAUGUUUAAUUUUUAAAUGGUUAAUGCAAAAAGUUCUUCCUCAUACAAAAGUUAGUGUAUGUGGAAAUCUAAUUAGUUGUAUAUCACUAAUCAUCUGUUUUUACCCACCAUGCUUGUUCACAGUAUACUUCAAAUCAAAAACAUUGAUAUAACUACCAUGUUUCAGUGGCUUAUACUAAUCUAUAUCUUAACUCUGGACCGCCUGUCAAGUGGCAUGUGAUUUUAUCGUGCAAAUAUCAGUUAAUGGGCUUGGAUGGUUGUACUGUUUACUCAGAAAUUCCAGAAAUAUCCAUUGCAGUUUAUACAGAUGAAAAGCAAGUUCCUAGGCUUUGUAUUUACUCUGUUGGAUGUAGAUUGCAGAGAAUAUAUCAUUUGGGAAAGGAUUUGUCAUUUUUCUGCUUUUCUUCCUUCUUCAUGGAGUAAAAUGUGGCUCCCUUUUGAGCACAUCAUGGAUACCACAUGAUGACCAUUUCAUGUUAAACUAUAAUGGCUGUUUCUUCUUCUCAUGAUACAGACAAUCUAGUUAAAAUAUUCACAACGAGUUAAUGUCCUUUUGUGUUAAUAUAUUAACAUUUAGAUUCUGGUUAAAAAAAAAGUACUUGGAGAGUUUGGUUACCUGUUGGGUUUUUAAGUUUUCAUAUUUUUUCAUUUCUUUAAGGAAAAUGUUACUUGCUAUUUAGAUGUUUUUAUAGUUUAAAUUUAGAAGCUGCAUUUUGAGGUUAAACAUUUUUCCAUCAAGAAAGCUUUGUAAGAUUUCAGCCUAACAAUGAUGAUGCAAGUUCUUUAUUAUCAAUAAAAGUUUGAAGACUGUUUCUCAUAUUCAGAAAUUUAGGGAUAUGGGUGAGCAUGAUUGUUGUACAAAGUCUGAAACAGCAAACUCUUUGUGACUGCAGUUGUGUAUUUACAACAGUAGUCUGUGUUGCCUUCACAACCAGGAUUGUGUGUUAUAUAUAAUCCAGGGAGUUUGUAUUAUAAUUAUACUAAAUCGGUGCUCUAAUUUUGAUUUCUGUUCUUUUAGCGUCAUGUUUACCUUGUUCUCAUCAUUCUUUUUCAUAACUGUCCAUUUUAACAAAUUUUUUGUUCUUGUUACUUUUUCCCCCAGUUGGCUAUUGUAACACCGUAAUUAGAAUUUUUGUCUUUGGUUAUGUUUAAAGACUUGCUGAAAUAUUUGUUACAAUUAGAUAAAUAUUCCUCCCCCAACUCACAGUAUUCAGUGUGUAUUAUGGAACUUCUUUUACUUCAGUGCUUUUCACUGAAUUGAAGGUUGUUCCAUUUUACAAUUAGUUUUUGUUUAUUUUUGAAUUGUCUGUAUUGCUUUUAAUAACUUCGAUAUAACAUUUCAUAUAAAGUUAUUUACUGUAUGUUCUGCAAUGUUUAUGUUUGCAUUAUUUUUUUCUUUGUCAGUUUACUCAGCUGAUUUGAAGUUAGCUUUUUCUUAAGCACUCACUGAAAAAUGGAAUAAUAUAUUUUAAAAAAAGUUAAAUGGAUAUACACGUGUAAUUCCAGUAUCAGGUUUGGCAUAUUGGUGUUUUACAGUGUUAUACAAGAUUCUCAGUUUUUUUGAUGUGUAUAGAUCUAUUUUGACAUUUAUUGAUAGUUUAUGCUGCUUUGUUCAAAUUUAACCAAUGUUUAUAGAAGUUCCAGUUUAAAAGAGGUUUUCUCACCAGGUUGGUUAUCUUAACACAUUAAUAUUUUCUUUUUUACCAUUCCUGAUUUGUUUGGAUUUCAAACAAAACAUUGCAAUGAUAUUUACAAGUGACAGCAGGUACAGACUCUGCACUAGGCUUGUGCAGAGACUUUACCUCCCCAUCCUCUCCCUGGUCCCAGACGGUGCUAGUGUCAAAUGUUUGCGUAGGGAGACUGGUGCUGCCGCCUGCUGGUCAGCCUCUAGGUCAUGCCGCAUUUUGGUAAGCAGGAGGGCUGACUGGCAUGAGGUGGGUCCAUGUGGUCGAUAAGGCACAGAAAUCAUGCCGCCAGUCUGUGGAUGCUGAUCCACCCUGCCCAUCACUAGUGGCUCCGUGGUGUUACGUUGGCUUUACCAUUAUAUUUGAUGGACCUGUUUUCAUUGUUGUUUGCGACAUUUUUAAUUCCUUUCAGAUGGUGAUGGUAAUGUAUUUGAUUUUAAAUUUUUUUUCAUUUUAUAAUUUUUUUUUUUAAGUUCAUGCUUUGAUCUUGUGUUGAGAAUUUGACAAUGCAAAGUAAGAAGAGUUAAACAGCAAUAAUUGGAUCUUUUACUGAUAACAAUCAAUGGGACAUGCUGCCAGCAGUUAACUUGCCAAAACUUAAAAAGGGAGGAAGUAAAAUAAGUUUUUUAAUGAGCAUAUAAUUUGUCCUCCUCUUGGGACCUGUUAGAUUUCUUAUAUUGCAGCUAAAGAUUAGAAGUCGUUGUGAACAAUUUGCUGUUUAAAAAGCCAUUUUUUUACAUAAAAAAGAGGGGGUAUUCCAAAGUUGUAGGCAGUUCUGUGGAGAUGAUCUCAUUUUUGAAAGCUGAAGAACAUAUUUUCAUAGCAGUUUUCUCUUGGAACAAAUUUCCCACUUAUGAUUUUCUCAAAAAGUUUUCUUUCUGUAAUUGAUACUUUUGUUUUUGGGAGGCCUCUUGUGGCUGCCAAUGUCUUUCUGUAUUUGGAAACAACGAAAUGGCAUUCCUUUUUUGUUUAAUAGUCUUUAUAAAUGCUUUUGCAAUGGUUAGUUGUAGGAAAUAACUAACCAGACAUUUUUAUUAUAUUCACUAAAAAAUGUAUUGCAUAUCAGUACAAAGCCUUUUUCAGACCUUUAGUAUUGCUUUGUCAAUUUAUGACUAACUGCCUAGUUAAUGUAAAGCGCAUAAAUGCCUUGAAAUCUGAUCUUCCUUUUCAUAUCUGACAGUAGAGACCACUAGACCACCUGUAUUGUAGCAGUGCUUUGCCAUGUCUUCUUUGGAAAACCCAUUGUUAGAAAGGCAGAAGUAAGCUCGUAGACAUCUUUUUAAUGGCAGAUUUUUGACCUGCUUUAUCUCAGGAUGAAAAACUUCUUUUGGAUCACAUGGCUGCUAUACACAUCAGUUUAUGGUGAAAAUAAACUGUUUUCAGAUCUAGUUCAGUGCUAAAUAUAUCUGUGUUUUCUGCCCAACCAAAAAUUAACUUGAAAAUAAUUCACUAGUUUUUUUUCUGUAAUAUGACAAUUUUUAGUUUGGCAACCUGCUGAUAGCGGGGCAGCAAUAUGUAGCAAAUAAAAAUUUGGGACUCUGUCUCACUUUUCUGUGAUGUCCAAGCCCUGGUUUUGGCAGGGUAAAGGAAGCUCUUCCUUUAGCACACUAGUUAAAACUAUAAUCACAAGUAGACAAGAUCUCUGUCUGCUGCCCUAUUUCCCCUCUGGUAGUUGUAUGAACUAUCAUUGUGCAAGAUCAGCAUAAAAACUUUGGCAUGGUUGUUCAGCUAACGCUAAACCUUUGGUCUGAAUAAUUGUAAACGAGUGAUAUAUUUACAAAAAAGAAAAAAAAAGACAGGAAAUAUACACCAUUUAUUAGAUUUACAUUUAAAGAACGAAAUACUCCUUUCCUACAUGUAGCUUUUUGGUUGUUCUUUUGGUGUAACCUUCUCAGAGUAAACUUGUGCUUGGUUUGGUGAGAAGGUAGAUUUCUUAAGUUGCAUAGGCAUUGCAUAAGAGGAUUUGUGAUUGUUUACAGGCUGGUACACAUUCUAACAUGUGAUCAUGAUAAAAUACAUGGCAUUGCUGCAGUGGAAAAUGAUAAAUUUGAGUGACUUGUCACCUCAAUUUUAAGAUGCAGUAUACUGUCUUGUGUGUGCUGCUGUUUUCCUUUUUUAAAAAUAUGGAAUAUCACGAAAGCAUAUUCCUGAUCUUGCCAUUUUAUACUAGAGCAGUAGGUCACACAAUUUGGAUAACAUCUGUGUUUGCUGUUACUCAGAUAACAGUUGGUAGAAGAAGCCAACAAAUUUUAAUAGCAAUGCCUGCAAUGGUGUAACCAGAUCCAUUUAUGCUUUGUUUGCAAGCAGCAUCCUAGUGUACAAAAAAGCCAAGCACUGAAAAUAUCAAAGAUUUUUAAAAAAAUCUGCUUUAACAGUUUUAGAGAGUGGUCUCUCUGUAUUUCAGCAUAAGAUUUUUGUCCGUGAUAUUGCUCAAUUAUAUACAAACAUAUUUAUAUUUACACCUGAUAUAACAUUGUUUUCUGCUACUUAAAGUUAUAAGGGUUGGGAAUGUUGAAAAAAAUGAAUAGCAGCCACCUGGGUUUUUUUUUUUAAACCGUUGUGGUCCCAAAAUAAUGCAGCAGUCUUUGAUUUCUGACUGAAAAGUCUUGCAAUGUUUAUAUUUUUGUUUGGUUUCUUUCUUUAUGUGUUUCAUGCCUUGAUAAUUUAGUUACAGUUAGAGCAGUUAUGUGCUUGUGUUUUCACUGUAAGGACUCUAGUUCUGGUGCACAGUGUUGGGCAUGAACAUCCUCCCUCUGUAUAUUAGGGAUAGUUUUCAGUCUGCUGAUGGCGUCAGUGUUCUGUGUGGAGCAUCACACUCAUGUGCACCUUUAUGGGCUGCUAGAGCAUUUGGCGUUUUUUUUUAAGUCCACUCACUUUGAAUUUUGUUAUUUUGUUUGUUGCUUAAAGACCCUACUCCCAUCUCUUCCAUAAGUACUGAAGAUAAUAUUUUUGCAAUACCCUCUAAAAUAUAAAUUGACUGAUUGGCUUUUCCUAAGUCUUCAGACUUUGUGAGCAAUAAUUUAUAUUUCAUGCAUAGUAUUGACAAGUACAGCUUUGGAUUAGUAGACCCCUUAAGUAUAUAGGCCAUCAAGCUAAACUGCAGUCUAUAUCUGGAAAAACUAGGUGAGGGAAAAAAUGCUAAGGUUAGCUUUAUCUGUGAUUUUUUGUUAGUUUGAAAAAAUGCAUUUGAACUGAACAAUUAAAAAGAAAAACUAUAACCCUCUGCCUUUUAAACAUCUUUAGAUCCUGUUGCUUGUGGAUUGUUAUACCUCAUGCAGCAGGAUGUAGUUUGAACCAUUUGGAAAAAGCAGUGCAACUGUAAAGAUACGAUAAGUUACUUGAAAGCAAAAUGAAUGGCAUGCAUCAAAAUAUUCAAGAACGUGCUUAAUAGGGAAUAUGCAAUCACAAAAAAAUGUCCCAUGUACUUCUGGGUUGCUAUUAGUCUCUUAGUUGACUGUGUCUCAACACAUGUGCAAGUUAAAUAAUUGCUAAACAUAUUUUAAUUUUUGCCAGUUUACCUAAAAUCACAAAUCGUAUGAUGCUUUAUUAUUUUGAAUGCGUAGGUUUCCAAUCCCAAGAGUGCACAUGAGUGUAGAUGAAAAUGUCCUUGAAAAUGUGGUUUUAAGCCUCGUCACUUAGGAUGCUGCCAAAAAGCAAAGCAGCAGACCAGCAGUUGUUUUCAGCAUUAUCUUUGACUCGCCAUAGCUAGCCUGAAGGAACCAGGGUCCCAGUAUACACAAGUAUUCAUAUAUUUACAUAUUCCUAUUUUUGGAAGAUACAUCUGCCAUUUCUUAUAUGUUUAUGUGAAGGAAACUGGAUGCAAAGUGGAAAUAAAGGUGUUCUUUCAAAA